Molecule: messenger RNA, 855 nt
Organism: Manihot esculenta (cassava)
Lineage: Eukaryota; Viridiplantae; Streptophyta; Magnoliopsida; Malpighiales; Euphorbiaceae
Product: non-specific lipid transfer protein GPI-anchored 5
Exons: 3
Coding region: 149-709 (186 amino acids)
Biological process (GO): lipid transport
Molecular function (GO): lipid binding
Source: RefSeq, a predicted model, not a curated record
UCUUGAGCUUCAAUCUGAACUCAGUUACUAUAAAUAGAAAUCUAGCAAUAGUGAACUGCCAACAAUCAGACAUACAGAGAUUCCAUUCUCCCAAGUUCCAACAAUAUUUUCUAGCCUUCGUUACCGCCAUAAAUUCCAGAAAAUCCAAAUGGCUUCAAAAGGGCUUGAGCUGUGUGCACUUCUGUUCCUUAUGAUGAUGCUCUGUCAUAGAGCCACUGCUCAAUCAGGCUGCACUACUGCCCUAGUGGGCUUAACCCCAUGCCUUAACUAUGUCACAGGAAAUUCCUCAACUCCAUCAGCUUCCUGCUGCUCCCAGCUUGCUACUGUUGUUCAAUCUCAGCCACUAUGCCUCUGUGCAUUGCUGACUGGUGGUGGCUCAUCACUGGGAUUUACCAUUAACCAAACUCAAGCUCUGUCACUCCCUGGAGCUUGUAAUGUGCAAACACCGCCAGUUAGCCAGUGCAAUGCUGCCGGUAAUGGUCCAUCAGCCCCACCAGUAAGUUCGCCAGCGAUUCCUCCAGCAGAUUCUUCAGAUGAUACACCUGAAACUCCAAAUACACGAUCAGUGCCAAUCGUUCCUGCAGGAGGCGGUUCCAAGACAGUGCCAGCAGCAGGUGGCAGUUCAGCUGCAAGCCUCACAAGAAUUCAACUUCAUCUCACCAUAUUCAUCAUUUUCAUUGCUUCAUGUGUUUCAGACAUUAGAUUCUAAGCUUUCCUUGGAGAUCCAAAGCUCGUUCGAUUGUCUGCAGCUAUAAAUGACACUUGUAACCAUGUUGAGCUACUGAAUUUGUUUCCCAUGUAUCAUUUGUUAGAUUGCUGCAAGAAAUAAGAAACUGCUUCCAUUUUCCCAUUUUA